This is a messenger RNA of Spizellomyces punctatus DAOM BR117, 1815 nucleotides long. RefSeq lists its product as uncharacterized. Lineage: Eukaryota; Fungi; Chytridiomycota; Chytridiomycetes; Spizellomycetales; Spizellomycetaceae. Bases 230 to 1615 code for a protein of 461 amino acids. The transcript is spliced from 4 exons. Gene Ontology annotation, cellular component: mitochondrion. Gene Ontology annotation, molecular function: metal ion binding. The record is from RefSeq and is a predicted model, not a curated record.
GGUUUGUCCCCAGCGCGUUUUGUUGAGGACGACGAAACAAGCCAAAUCGCAGAGGAUCAAAAAGGACAUCCCUCCCAUCAGCUUCCCUCAUCCUCUUAUUUUAUUAUCCUCCUCCGCUUUCUUCCUCGGUUCUUGCGCUUGCGAGGUCGUUAGCAACUAUUUCACAUACCCACGGCAUUUUUUUUGCAUCCGUUCCCAUUCUUAACGCACCCCAUUUCAACGAUACACAAUGCUCUCAUCCGCACGCGUAGUAACUCGUCCUCUUCUCCGCGCCCAAACCCGCUCAUAUGCGGUCCUAGCAGACGCUUACUCGGCCGUGGGGUACACCCGAAAGGGCGACCAACCCCUCCAGGCCCCCAAAGUCAAUGCGACAGUGUCAAAGAGCGAGAGUGGCAUCACUAUUGCGAGUGUGGACCAUUUGGGCCCUGUGUCGACUUUGGCGCUUGUUGUGAAUGCUGGGAGUCGAUUUGAGAGUCCGGAUGCUCCCGGUGUUGCGCAUUUCUGGAAGAACACGCUUGUCCGGAACAUUGCUGGUGACAAUAUCGUGAGGACGGUCCGUGAGACAGAGCUUCGUGGUGACACCCUGUACACGGAGCACACCCGUGAACAGAUUAUCCUUGCCUCUGACUUUUUGAGGGACAACCUUGUCGAUGCAGUGCCUCUGUUGAUUGACAACUUGUUCAACAAGCAGUUUUACCCUUACGAGUUCCUUCAACACCGUCCUCAGGUCAUUGAACAAGCGGCCGCCUCCCUCGCUGAUCCUACAACCAAGGUCCUUGACUCUCUCCACCAAGCCGCUUUCCGGAACGGUCUUGGAAACUCGCUCUUUGCCAGCGCUCCCGCUGCCAAGGCGCUCAAACGUGCCCACUUGAACGAGUUUGCGUCCAAGUUCUUUACUGCGGACCGUAUUGCCAUUGUCGGACACGGUGUGUCGCACGACGAUUUGAAACCUCUUGUUGAGGAGGCUCUUGCCAAGUACACUUUACCAAAGGGCUCUGCCACUGCGGCUCCUAGCAAGUUCCGUGGUGGUGAAGUGAGGAUCGAGGCAGGACCCAAAGCUGAGAGCCACUAUGCUGUCGCAUUCCCUUCCCUUGCCUACACGGAUGCUCAGUACCCAGCUGCGUUGGUGUUGCGCGCCCUUCUAGACGGAUCCAAGCGCCUCAAGUGGGGCAACCCCUCUGGAUCCGCUGGUUUGUUGGCGUCGGCUGCUACCCCCACGACCUCUGUGACUGCUUUUGAGGCUGGAUACUCUGAUGCUGGUUUGAUUGGCUUUUACGUCCAAGGAUCUGCCAACGAUGUCAAGAACGUUGCCUCCAAGAGCGUUUCUGUGCUCAAGGGCGUAGCUAGCAACGUUCCCUCCGAUGCUCUUGCACGGGCCAAAAAGGUGGCUGUUGUAGAUGCCGAGUCUGCAUUGUCCCGCGGUGUUGCUGUCCAAGAGAUUGGUAAGCGGGUGUUGGCGAGUGGACAGUACCUCUCGACUAGCCAGCUUGCGGAUGCCAUUGCCAAGGUUUCUGCAGCGGAUGUGCAAAAGGUUGCGAAAGCGGCGAUUGCUGCCCGUCCUGCGGCUGUUGCGUAUGGAAACCUUCUCAAGCUCCCCUAUCUUGACGAAUUGUGAAUGCUAUAUAUAAAAAUACAUGCAUGAAAUUUUUAAACUUGUGUGGGCGCUUGAAUUCUGGGUUUUUGGUGGAUGGAGUAGAAUUGUCCUUUUAGCGAUGGGGAAGCUAUUUUUUAGUUCGCUUGUUUUCCUGUUUUUUUUUACAAACUGAAAUGAACAAAUGUGUGGGUGUGCUUUUCUGCUUGUUUCUAUGCGAUAUG